ACUGUGCUGCGUGCGCAGCUUCAGUCUGGAGUCGAGACCGCAAUGAAGAGAUAAAUAGAAGCCUUAUCGUUUGAUUUGGGAGUAUUAGGGCUUCCAUUCAUUGCUAAUUGAGAGAGGGCAGCUGACUUGGAAAGCUGCUAAUGCGUCCGUCUGCUCGGGAGAAAGAGGAAGGAGUGAGAUACUGAGGAAACUGAGAGGAGAAUCUACUGGAAACGUCUUGCUCAUGCAUGCAGGCAGGCAUAAUGGAUGAGACCUGUCACUAGCACUUGAUGAAGAUUCCGAUUGACUCCUGAAACUGAACCAUGGAGGGUAGCGAUGAUGUGUCUGUAACCGGGACACAGUCCCAGACGGACGUGUGCAGCGCUGACGUGGGAGGAGGAGAAAUCCCCAGUAAAGUGGAGGAUGGAGGAAACCCGCUCAGUCCUGCUGAGUCCUGCGGCGGCGGCGGCGGCAGUGCGACAGGACUGAGCAAAGGCGGGCUCUCUAACCGGAUGGAGCCUCCUGCGCCACCAGUUGUGAGCCCCACUGCUGAAUCUCCGGGAGGCGUGGCGCUUAAAGUCGCCACGACCGUGCUGCACCCGGUGUGCCUGGGAGACAGCCCGCUGAUGCUGCCCAUUCACCUCCAGAUGGCCGGAGCAGCCGGAGCGCAGCUCGGCCAAAUGGGGGCAGCACCGUACUUGAUAACAAGCCAGAGCCCUGUUUCACUUCCCCUGGUCCUGGAUCAGCAGGUCCUCCAGCACAUGGGCCCCUCUGUGAUUCCUCAGAGCACUAACUGCCCUCAGCUGCCGCUCCAGAACAACGUCCUGUGUCCCAAUCUGUUUGGUUUGCCUCCAGCGGUGGACCAGAAGUCAGCAGGACAGACGCAGGAUGCUAACCUUCUCUCUCUCCUGCAGAAUCCAGCUUUUGCUGCCAUCCUGCAGGAUCUCUUCCCGUCCCAGGCCGGUUCAUCAACCUGUCAGUCACCGGGCUCCACCUUCCUCCCGCUUCCUCCCCUCACAGCUCCCUACAGCUCCCCUCUGGCCCCGUUAGUCCCUCCUGCCACACUUCUGGUCCCCUACCCUGUCAUCAUCCCCCUGCCGGUUCCUCUGCCCGUCCCUCUUCCCAUCCCCAUCCCUGUCCCUCAGGCUGAGGACUCAAAGGGGAACAUGCCAAAACCGGUUUGCACUGUGAGUAAAAGCACUCAAACGUCUCCAAAAGAUACUACCUCUCCUUCGUUGUCUUCACGCAGAUGCAUGCCAUCGUUCCAGCCGCAAAAUGUGUCUCCGUCCUCGCUCCCUGUAGAUGAGGGACAGGCUCUGGACCUUUCUGUCAGAGCGUGUCCAGUUGAACUAAAACAGGAGUACCCCAGCCCUCAGCAGGACAGCGUGCUCGACUUGUCAGUGCCCGCUGUGAGGAAAAAGUGCGUUCAGUCCGACAGGGAAGCAGCGUUGCGUUCUGGCCAAGACGCUAGUGGCACGUCUUUGUCUCUGGGUGUUGAAUGCACUCCGAGUUUAGAUUCCAAACUCCUGGGCAGUCUGGCCUCGCUGGAGUUCAGCCGGCAGCACAAGUGGGUGGUUGACAGCAGCGCCGGUGGGUCGAGUUCUCUGAGUCAGCAGGCGUCUCUGAGCGCAGCCGGCAACCUGGAGAUAGUCAGCACCUCGCAGACGGCCAAAGUCAUCGUCUCGGUGAAGGACGCCAUCCCCGCCAUCCUCUGCGGAAAGAUCAAAGGCCUGUCGGGAGUCUCCACCAAGAACUUCUCCAUCAAACGGGACGGCAGCCAGGGGCCGUCUCUGCAGCAGCUCUACGGCGUGCCGUCUGCGUCCCACGGCGAGCAGCACGACCCCAACAACCCGCAUAAGAAGCUCCCUAAGAACAGAGCCAUCAAACUGAAGAAGGUCAGCUCGCAGGAGAUCCAUUUCCUGCCCAUGAAGAAGCAGCGACUUGCAGCGCUGCUCCCCAGGAAGUGAGAGCGCUCGGCCCAGGAGGAUUAAUACUUGGAGGGCUCUCUGGUAACCCCUCCACAGCGUGUAACAUAACACACUUGUGGGGACAUUUCUGUGAUCAAACUCAUACACUCCAAAUGUUGCAUAAGCUGAGGCUCAUGAGUGUCUGACAGCGUGACACCGUAGUUACAGAAAUGUGUUCCGUUGGGAGUUUUCAGACUUCUCUACAGUGUUAUACUCCAGCAGGAACGUUUUUGCGUAUGGCAUCGUAAUGGGCUCUCCGUGUGGCUUUGGAGAUGGUCUUUAUAAAUCAGAGAUAUUGAGGGAACAUUUUUUGACUUUAUAAUUACAGCAAAGACACAUGGGUUCCAGUUUUCCAUUUGGCAUCAUGGUUUGUUUCCAUAUGUAACUUUUAUUGAAGUGCACUGAAGACCUAAAACCAAUCCUGAUAGUUGAGGUUCUCACUGAUCAGAGCAGAGCAGUAUGUACUGGCAGGACGUGGCCGAGACUGUUUAAACGUGUCCCAUGGUCGGAAAUUCCCAUAGUCAUCAGUCGCUCACUGAAGCGAUGCAUUCUCCGAUAGGGGUUUAGCAUGACAGGCUAAUAAUGACUUGGCAAGGCCAGAGCCACGAUUUCAUAAAAAAAAAUAGCCUACAUGUUGGCAACAGCCAUCAGUCAUGACUAAAUACAUUCUUAUUUUGUUUAAGGGCAGGGGAGAAAAAGGGACGUCUUAAUUGUCUUCACAUUUAAAUAGAACUUUGUACAGGCCUGUCCAAAUAUAAGGAAAGUAUUUCUGGAAAAGAGCUAUUUUAGUUGCUGGCUGAAUUAGCCGUUUUUGAUUAGCUGGCAGUGCUUCAAAAUACAAGCCAACGCGGAGAAAACCCCUCACAGCAAGUGCAUGAAACACUAGAG
Messenger RNA from Perca flavescens (yellow perch), 2834 nucleotides. RefSeq names its product retinoic acid induced 2 (gene rai2). Gene Ontology annotation, cellular component: nucleus. Gene Ontology annotation, biological process: animal organ development. Bases 303 to 1946 code for a protein of 547 amino acids. The transcript has 3 exons. The record is from RefSeq and is a predicted model, not a curated record. Lineage: Eukaryota; Metazoa; Chordata; Actinopteri; Perciformes; Percidae.